AUGAAGAACGGAAGUGCCUAUCACUAUGAAGUAUCUCAUAUACUUGGUAAAGGUGGCUUUGCCACUGUUCAUGCUGCACGUCGUAAAUCUGAUGAACUUCUUGUAGCAUGUAAAAUGAUCGAUAGAAAAAAACUUGAACAAGAAAAUAAUCAUUAUUUUCCAUCGUAUCCAAAUCAUCGUCAUCCAAUACCGAGUUCACGUUCGACAUCGAUGCUCGACAGAUUGAAUGCUGAGAUCACAAUUCAUCAUCAAGUUAAACAUCCGAAUAUAGUUGAAUUAUUGAACUGUUUUUGUGAUGAUAAAUAUGUUUAUCUAAUACUUGAGCUAUGUUCUAACGGUGAUCUUGAACAUUAUUUGCAAGAGAAAAAAACACUUAGCGAACAUGAAACUCGUAACACUACCAAGCAAGUUGUGGAUGGUCUUGUCUAUUUGCACAGUCAUGGAAUUUUACAUCGAGAUAUUAAGCUUUCAAAUUUACUUCUGACCGAAACAUUCGAUGUGAAAAUUGCGGAUUUCGGUUUGGCUAAAAAAUUACCUUUAACACGUGAACAAAAUAAUGAAACAAUGUGUGGCACACCUAAUUAUAUAUCUCCGGAAAUAGCAAGUCGAAAUCCACAUAGCUUUGCAACGGAUGUAUGGUCAUUAGGUAUUCUAAUUGUUACACUACUAACAGGACGUCCACCCUUCGAUACUGACACUGUUCAUGGAACAUUGAGUAAAGUUACACAAGAAAAAUAUGAGCUACCAACAACAUUCAGUGACGAGGCUCAAGAUCUUGUGAAUAGCACAUUAAGAAAAACACCUGAACAUCGACCGACAAUAAUGGAAAUUCGGUCUCAUCCUUUUUAUACAAAGGAAUAUUCUCGCUCAUCGCAUUCGUAUAACGAAUCUAAUAGCUAUCAAAAAUUAUCAUUGUUGGGCCCGAAUGCAUCUGUUGAUAGUGGUCUUGGAGUGUCGAUGGGACGGCAACGAUCUGUAUUGAACAGUACUUCAGUGACAAAUACAAAUUAUGCUGCUCAUCAAUAUUCAUCGGAUCCAGUGUCUUCUCCAACUCCGUCUCAUCACGCUACGCCAAUCUAUAUGAAUACGAGUAUACGUAAUAAAAUUCCACACGAUGUUUUUGUAUAUCCAGUUUUUACUUCUACACCUGCUCAACAACAACAAUCUAUUCAUGGCCGACAAAGUCCAUCAUAUGAUAUGCAUUCAAAUCUAACCGAUUGGCUUAGUAAUGGUUCACACAAUGUAAAUGAUCCUCGUCCGGAUAGUGCGACAUCAUCGGUCUUGUCUCGAGAUAGUGGGGUUGCACGGUCUGAUCCAAAAUCUUCACGUGAUUUUAGUGCAAAAUCUGAAUCAAGUUCUAAAGCGUCCCUUCACAAUAAUAAUAAUAGUAAUCAUUUUAUGUCUAAUAAUUACCCAUCAACAUUAUUACGCAAUGGAUUACCAUCAUUAUCAUCAUCGAAUACUAUUCAACGUUUAUUACAACAACAACAACAGCAGCAGCAACAACAACAACAGCAACAACAGCAACACCAAGCAACAUCAAAUUUCGAUGCAAACAGUGAACAAAUACGUGAAAAGCUUCAACCAUUGAAUGCACAACGAUUAAAAACACUCCGUCAGGCAACAAAAUCAUUUAUUAUGAGCAUUAUGGACAACGGUGAAGUUGUACUUGAAACGAUGAGAACAAAGGGAACAAAACGACGUAUUGUUGAUGUAUUUCGCGUAUCAAAUGAUGGCUUACGUAUAAUAACCUAUACACCUAAUAGUCGCCAUGGUUCACCUAUAGCUGAUCAUCCACCACCGAUACCACGUGAUAAAAAUGCCUAUCAAGAAUAUGAAUUCGAUAAAUUACCACCUGAAUAUUGGAAAAAAUAUCAAUAUGCACAUAAAUUUGUUACACUAGUUCGAUCACGAAUGGCAAAAAUCAUACUUUACACACCAGAAGCAAAAUGUUCAUUAAUGGAAACAGGCGUUGAUUUCGAAGUUGUUUAUGUGUGCGGUGUCAAAAUUUCAAUAUAUCGAGAAAAUUUUAAAUAUGAUGAUCCAUUGAAAAUAAAAAUAAGUAAUAAUAUUGAUAAAUCGGAAUCAUCACUAGAUUUUGAACGUGUUGCAACACGGAAUAUAUCUGCUGUUGAACAUUUCAGUCCGGAAAUACGCCAAAUGCUUGAUAAUGCAAUUACGUACUAUUCAUUUUGUUUAUCGAAAGAUCAACUUCUUGAAGAUAAUCAACGACAAUUUCCAUCUAUUCAAGCUUUUCCAGUUCAAUUCGGAAAAAAACAUGCUCAACAAUCGGAUCCCAAUAGACCAGGUUCAGCUUGUUCUAUUGGUCGUUCUCUUUCUCAACAAUUCGGUGGUUCGUCUUCAACCGUAAAUGAACUAUGUAUCGCAGCUCAAACAUCCGCUGGUGCACCGCUAUCAAUGACAUCUACUCGACGUAUAUUUGCAUCUGAUACUGAUGUGCGAGGAGUGAGAAGUUCAUCAUCGACAACGCCCAUGUCGUCAACGGCAAAUAUAUCUAACGCGAAUGUUCAUCAUUCAACAUCAUCAUCAACAUUACGUACAGCUGGUUAUCAUCAUCAAGUAACUUAUACACCUCAAACAUCAAUAUCGCGCCCACUUUCUAUUCAUCCUCAACAAAUAUCUUCACCGUUGUAUGCACCAGAAAAUUUAUCGUCAUCAUCGCUAUCGAAUCGCCAGCCAGCAGCAGCAGCAGCAGCAGCAGCAACAACAACAACGGCAGCAUCAACAAUAAACAAUAUGAAUCAUAAUUAUACGUCUUCAACGUCAUUGAAUUCUACGGCCAGUGGCGGAACAAUAACGACAACUACAAAUCCUGGUUUAAUGCCAACAAAUUCAUUGUCAAUUAAGUCUAUCGAUCCAUUAUUAAAAGGAACCUAUCGUGUUACAUUUAGUGAUAAUAGUACGAUGAUACUUCGAGCUGAUUGUACCGACGGACAAAUGUUUAUUGAUACUCAAGGUAAACGUUAUUUAUUUGAUCGAAGACAACAACAUCAGCCAGAAGCAAUUCAAGAGCGCUUAGCACUCAUGCAUCAAGAUCAUCCAGCAGAUGUUGAUUAUACUACAUCUCAACAACAACAACAGCAACAGCAACAACAAUAA
Messenger RNA from Rotaria socialis, 3120 nucleotides. The record is from the annotation of a GenBank genome assembly. NCBI's taxonomy places the organism in Eukaryota, Metazoa, Rotifera, Eurotatoria, Philodinida, Philodinidae.